Messenger RNA from Hyaena hyaena (striped hyena), 10709 nucleotides. RefSeq names its product transmembrane protein 178B (gene TMEM178B). The transcript has 4 exons. Gene Ontology annotation, cellular component: membrane. The record is from RefSeq and is a predicted model, not a curated record. The coding region runs from base 477 to 1361 and encodes 294 amino acids. Lineage: Eukaryota; Metazoa; Chordata; Mammalia; Carnivora; Hyaenidae.
CCACCCCAAGAAAAGGCCAGGCGAGUGGGUGCUGUCGCCACCCUGCACAGAGAAAGCCCAGCGGCGCCACUGCGGCCGCGGACACUUGGUGUUUAGGUUCCGGCCCGAGGGCAGCGGCGCCCGGAGUCCGGCUGUGUGCCGACGCGGCCGGUUCGGGGCAGUCGCUUCCUGCCGGGCAGGGAGGGGGCGGGAGGCGGUCCUGUCCGCUCGCUGCCGCCGGAGGCUGCACCUGCCCCGGAGGAUGCCCAGGAGCCAGCCGGAGCCUCCCCGGAUCAGAACUUUGUAGGCUGCCCGCCCCCAUCCCCGCAGUCCCCGGGCCGCGCACCGGCAGGCGGGGGCGAGGGGGCGCCGCCGCGCGAGGCCCCCGCGGGUCCCCCUCCCCCUUGGCUCGGCCGCCCGCCGCUUUGUUCCGGGCGCGCGGAGGGAAGGCGAGGCUGCGGCGGAUCAUGCCCAUGGUGUAGCCGCCAAGCGGAGGCAUGGCUGCCGGAAGGUUACUGCUCUAUACGGGCCUCUCGCUAGCGCUCUGCGCCCUCGGCAUGCUGGCCGUGGCCAUCUGCUCGGACCACUGGUACGAGACGGACGCCAGGAAGCACAGGGACAGGUGCAAGGCCUUCAACACCCGCCGGAUCGACCCGGGCUUCAUUUACAACAACAACAACAACUUGCCGCUCCGGGCGAGCCGCUCCCGCCUGGACCGCUGGGAGGGCAAACUCCUCCGGGCCCGGAAUCGCCGGCAGCUCUUCGCCAUGAGCCCGGUGGACGAGUGCAGCCGGCAGUACAACUCCACCAACAUGGGCCUCUGGAGGAAGUGCCACCGGCAGGGCUUCGACCCCGAGAUCGCAGCCCUCAUUCGGAAAGGAGAAAUUGAGCGAUGCACGUACAUCAAAUACCACUACUCCUCAGCCACCAUUCCCAGGAACCUCACUUUCAACAUCACGAAGACCAUCCGUCAGGAUGAGUGGCACGCCCUUCACCUGCGCAGGAUGACUGCCGGCUUCAUGGGCAUGGCGGUGGCCAUCAUCCUCUUCGGCUGGAUCAUCGGUGUGCUGGGCUGCUGCUGGGACCGGGGCCUUAUGCAGUAUGUAGCAGGGCUUCUCUUCCUCAUGGGAGGAACCUUCUGCAUCAUAUCACUGUGCACCUGUGUGGCUGGAAUCAACUUUGAGCUGUCACGCUACCCACGCUACCUGUAUGGACUCCCCGAUGACAUCAGCCAUGGAUACGGAUGGUCCAUGUUCUGUGCGUGGGGGGGCCUGGGCCUCACACUAAUCUCGGGAUUCUUCUGUACCUUGGCCCCUUCUGUCCAACCUGUCCCGAGGACCAACUGCCCUAAAUCCAGACCCGAGAAUGGGACAGUGUGCUAAAAACAAACCCAUACAUAUAUAUAUAUAUAUAUAAAUAUAUAUAUAAUAUACAUAUAUAAAACAAAACUAACUCAAGAUGAUGCCAGUGCCAAGGUAGAGUUGAGUUCACUCAGGCACCCGCAUCUCGUCGGACUUUGUGUUGCCUCAUCACCGAGAUGGGGAAAGCAUUCCCAUCACGUGGCUCUUCCAUCACUUCUUAACUUUUGGCUCCACGGUUUCUUGAAGACAGAGCGAACAUCACCACUCGUGAUAGCGUCCUGACCCCAUCACUCACGAGGAUGGGGUGGUGGGCUGGGAAGGGACAGUGCCAGUGGUCUGAAGCGGCAUGGAUGUAGAGAAGGAGGUCCCAUCCUUUGGGCCAGCAGCGAGGACACCACCCCAGCACCGAUCAUGUUGCAGAGAAACAAAGCCCUUAGUUCAUAGAAUGUAACCACAUCUUUGAGGUCAUUUGCAGAACCACUUCUCCUGAUCUUCCUGUUCUGAUUCCCUUCCUGGCCCACCAGCAACACACAACAAGUGGAAGAGAAAACAGACUGAGAAGGAAGUUUUCUCAUUGUUGCCAAACUCUUGGACAAAGUUACAGAGGUGGGAAGGGGGAGAGAACAACGUGCUGAGAGGCAAGAUCCACAUCAAUAAAAGGACACUUCAGUGGAUGUUCAGAAAACCCAUUCUUACCUUCCAGCUGCCUUACAUCCAGUUAAACAAGAGGCCGCCCUGUCCCUGACCCCACCUGCACUCCCUGGGCAGAUUGGAGCCUUGGAGUAAUGCUGUGAUGUGUGUGUGUGUGUGUGUGUGUGUGUGUGUGUGUGUGUGAUUACUUUUGGUGGUUUCCUUUUUUCCUUUUCACCUUUUACAAUGGAAAUACUUCAUUAUGACUGUUGUCUCUAUCGUUUGUGGUGGUCUCAUGGCCCAGGGCGGAGUCCCGAGCCCUAGGAGGAAUAAUGAGGGGCAGGCCAACAUGGGUGCCCAUUAUUCUGUAGCUUCAGAUCCCUGGAGUGUGUACGUGUGGUGGAUGUUUUCCGAGUGUGGGGUUUUGUUUGUGUUGCAUUUUUCUAUUAUUUGUAGUGCAGCUGAAAUUCCCAGAGAGCAGAACUGAGAACAAAAUCACUGGGCAGAGGGCCCGGUGGUCCUUCACAUCACAGUUCUGGGAUGCUACGGGAUUAAGUCCUCUAAAUCCGGAAGUUCAAGACAAAGCUGGGCACAAAAGCCAUGAGAGAAGAGGGGGAACACCGUUCAGGAGGGAGAAGGAACAUUGCCUCUGUUGCUGUUGCACAAGUACGUAUACCAAACCAGACCCUCACUCCCCGUCGUGGAAGCUGUCCUUUGUCACUGGACAUCCACCCCUCUCCUAGGGGCGACCUCUGUACAGAUGAAAGAAAAUGGGUCACAUGCAGAGAGAGCAUCUCCAUGUCCCGUGGGCUCAAGAUUGUAUGAUAUUAUGUAAAUUAAUGGAGAACUCUUGACUCUUUCCAUCUUCUUCCUUUCCCUCUUGAUAUUCAAGGCCAUGCAUCCCCAAAUAGCCGUCUUAGUGGCUAUCCCCCAAACAGAGGUGGCAUCAGUCCAGCCCAAUGUCUCAGGCUCAUUCGAGCAAACUGGUCCUGCAGGUGUUGAUGACCUACAAAGUCAGCCACAGUCGCGGAAGCUGUAGGGACAAGAGUCUGCCAGGAAGAGUGGGCAGGAGCAGCUGACAGUCACCUCAGUGACCCUGCUGGGGCCGAGCAGCCCCAGGGAGGCAAAGUGAAUCCCCGAGCUAUACAGUCAUGGGUCAACCAUGUAGCUGAGAAUUCAGUUGCCUAAUAAAUACAUAUUCUUUGGGCACAUUGCCAGCAGCUCAACAGCCUUCCUUCCCACCCAUGUACCUCUUUCAUCGACCUGUCUUCUGAUCUAUCUUCUACCAGUCCCCACUUCUCUUCACCUACUAACCACCUCUCCCUCUUCCAUCCGCCAGGCUAUGAGUCCUGCCUGUCCCCUCAUCUGCUCUUUUUGACUCUGUGUGUGUGUGUGUGUAAUUCACAUCCAGUUAGGACAUCCCAUGUGUAUGAAUGGGCCUGAAUGUGGGUCUCUGUAUAUGUGUAGCUCUCUGGUGCAUUUUCUGUAUGUUUGUGUCAAUAUGUACCUGGACAUGGGUGUGGGUGUGCUACUCAAGGCUUCCUUCACGGCGACACUGGUCAGCUUCUGCAAAAGGUCUCAUGUGUGCGUGCCCCUUGUAUGGGUGUACUGAGAGAUGAGGGGUGAGAUGUGGAGCAGGAAAUGCUAUUCUCUUCCAAUUGGGCUUGGAAGGAUUUUUUUAAAAUAAAGGAUUAAUUCUGAGAGAAGGGAAAUCAUUUUCAAAACCUAACUUUUCCAUCAUAUACAGAAUUAAAUUUUUUUUCUUGAAAAGUUAGAUUUCCCCCUUAAAUGACAGGCACAUGAGGGCUUGAGGGAGAAGUGAGAAGCAUCCCAGAUUGAGAGGCUUCGUGUCUUCCUUCCAAGCAUCCUGAGUGGGCUCUGCCGAGCAGGGAGAGGCAGGUGUCCACGAGCAUCUUUUCAGGGCAGAGGGCCUGUCUGUGACCAGACUCAAAUUCCAGCUGUUUCCCAGGUGCAGGAAAAUGGAGAAAGAAAUUCUACAAGGGACCACUUGCUGUCAGUCAUUUAAACUUUUCUUGAGUAGCUGUGUUUGAGGACACUGCCUCACUGACCUGUGACUAUUUAUACCUUCUUUUUUUAUCCCGUGCUUGCCAUAAAUGGAUCAUCCACUCUUUCCAGCUACUAAUCUUUGUGGUCUACCCUUAAUACAGCUUAUUGUGUCCCUUUGAAGCCUUCCUGAAAUGUUAGGAGGCUCCUAAGAAAGAGGUAAACCACCUGGGCUUCACUUACCAUCAGUAGAACUGAGGCUUUGAGCUGCUUCUUUGGUAGCGAGGCCAGAUAGGCACAGAGAUACUCUGGGGCCUGGGCCUGGUUGGGGCCAAUAAAGCCCCAUACAGAUGGCAAAUCCUGCCCAGGGCAGGCUGGGGGUGGGGGUGGGGGGUUCGAUUCCUCCAGCAUAGGGAUCCAAGUUAGAACCCACCGCCCCCAUGCUAUUACUGAGGCUGUGGCGUGACUGAAGAAGGGAAGAGAGGGAGAGGAAGAAGGAAAGGGUGCCUCCACUAACUCCAAAUCAAGGUAGAACCCAACCUAUUGAUGGGAUGUAGGGUCAGCAGCUUCAUGAAAGUCCCAGCCCUGACCUCAGCUGAAGCUCGGAUUCCUUACAGGUAUGCAUGCAAGGUCUAUGACCAGGUAUGUAUUUUGAGCUCCAUGUGAAUCAGCUUUAAGCAUGGGUCCCAUUUCAGCUUUCAUUUCCUUCCUUACCCUAUAAGAGCGGGGAUUCAGGAAAAUGAGGCGUCUGCCUGGAAGGAGGUUCUAUUUCUUUCUCUCCCCAUUUUGGGAGCUUUGGUUUCUUUCCACUUUCCUUCUGCAUCAACUUAAAAUAGUUGAUCAAUUAAAAUAGUCAAGGAAUGUGUCUCUGGAGAGGCUACUCUCCAAGCAAAUCCCUUCCUCGUUGGUUGUGGCUGUAGGCUUCAGAAGGAGGUCUGUGGCUUCCCAGCAUUGAAAUAGAAAACAUUUUUAAAGCUGCCUAUUCCAGCUUCAAUCCUCCUGAAAGCCUUAGCCUUUCAACAAUUACAUCCUUUUAGCUUCAGGGAUCACAAAGUCACGAAGACUCAACAUCACCAGAUCAAGACAAAGCUUUCCUUGUUCACACGUCCGUAUGUCGCAUUCGGAGCCCAUUCUGGCAUAUGCCUUGUUGGGGUGUGCUGUUCCACAAACAGUGCUUGCCUUCCCUUUGAUUAGGGAAGACGAUACCCUGAAACUCUUGAGUAUGGGCCCUACCUCUUACCACGCAUCCACGGUCAUGAUAAAAGGUGUAAAAUGAACUGUGUGUAGUUGUUCUGAUUCAAUAGGAGAUGUGCUGCUUAGGUCCCUAAAGCUGCCCACCUGAGUCAGACUCAGAGUAAUGAAAUCAAGUACAUCACCCAGAGGCAUUUAAAAUGGACUCUAUCUUCACCUGGCUUAUUCUGGGAGCAUUAAUUAACUGGUUUUUAAGUAUCUAAGGGGAAGGAGUGGGAAGAAGAUGCCCUCUGGUCAUCUUUGGUGUGGUUUGUGUGGGUUGCUUGGUCGCUUCUGGCAGCUAAAGGGAGGCUGCUUUUCUGAAAAUGUUCUCCUCCCCCAGGGGCCAACCAUCCCAGGGGACCAAUCCAGCUCUUUCCAGGGAAAUAUGAUGAAUCAUAGAGGUGAUUUCACCAUAUUUAGAAGUCAUUGGUGCAUAUCAGCCAGGUUGGGUUUUGUGCUAUCUUCUAGUUGGUAUCCAGCAGAGUAAGGGGACAGGUCUUUAAACAAGUCCCCCCUGAGCUGCUGGACACAAAAGAUUCUGGUGUCUCAAAGCAGUCAACUUGGCGGGCUGUGUUUGCACUCUUUGCCACCAUGGUGCAAAAUGUUUCUUAAACAUUAUUGUUAGUUCUCAGAUUAUGUUAUUAUUGGCUUUUGGAUUGUUUUUUCUGAAUAAUAGCAAAUUAGAAGAAGUAUCAAAAAGAUUAAAGGAUUGUUUAUAAUUCCAUCACUCGAGGCAUCAUGAUGGCCCCAGCCUCAGUACCUACAUGGCCAGUGAUUGUCUGGGGUUGACAUUUGGGGCUAGGAGUGUAGUCCAAGGCUGCCAAACCACACUGGUCUGCAUGGGAUUGACCCUGUGUUCAUUACAAGAGAAGAACAGGGCCCUGAGCCCCCAAAGAUGGCAAAGAGACUUUCAUAAAAGGUCAAUGCCAGAGCUCAGGGAUGGGUGGAACAGAGGGAAAAGAUUCCUACUUUCUUUCCUUUUUUCUUUUCUUCUUCUUUUUUUAAGUGCUAUCUCAAUCUAAUUGUAGGUGUAAGAGCAUGGAAGCCAGAGUAACUCACUAAUUAAGCUACACUUCUCUAAUACAGUUACUGUAAAGUUCAUUUCAGCUCUGCACUAAAAUGAUUUGCAACUCUGGGCACUGUGUCUUCUCCAUACUUGAACUUCCUCAUCCACAAAAUGAGGAUAGUGAUAACACUUUACCUCAUGGUAUAUUAAGGGCGACAAAACAGUUGUGAAGUGAUUUGCAGACAUGACGUGCCGUAUAAAUUACGCACUAUUCAAAUGAUCCUGCAGCAUCAGAGCCCCCAGUGCAUGGAAUUCUUCCACGUACAUGGUGCAUGGGCCUCGUUGCUCAAAGGACAAUCGAGAGUGUGAGGUCAUUGUGGCCACCAAACAGGACCAUCCCUAUCCGGGUUCAGCACAUGGGAUUCUCUUCCAUCAUUCAGGUCCCUCACAGAGGUUGGCUCCUUAAUUUACCCAUUCUCAGGCUUCCUUCCUUUUGUCCAAAGCCAAUUUUGCAAAAGGCACUCAAUCCCUCUCGAUUAUUCCCAGAGGUGAUGGAAUAAGUAAACCAUAUGGAGCAAAUAGCAUAUAUGAGCUCAAACAGUUAACUAUUAACCAAGGCACAGGGUCAAUGCUUUUUCUUUCUUUCUUUUUUUCUUUCCUGCAAACAUCAUUUGUAGCUGUACAUGAACUAGUGAUGGGAGCUGAUCAGGUUCUGAAGCAUUUUAAUGGCCUUUUAAGUUUAAGAUGGGAACAAAUUUCAAAGAACUCGAAUCUUCUUUCUCUUGUCAGUUGGUGAAGCAGAUGGCUUCAUCAAAAGCAUAUGGGUUCUCUUGGGAAUGAGAGUGGAUAUGGCGCACUCCCUCGGAGGUGUUCUGGGCAUGAUCCUGUUUUGGGAAAGACUGAAUCCUAGGUUCUAAACAAGAAUGCAAUUCCAAAAGGGUUUGCACCUUUUCUGCUUUGCAGGAGAUCUGACUUCAGAGCUAUAGGGAGGCCCUCUCUAAGGGAAGUCCAAGGCCUUGCUCACUCUAGUUAUAGAGCCCAACCAGGAAUGGGGGAACUACCUAACUAUAGGGGUGCUUGUUCACUAUUGAGAGGCAGAAAACCACAAACAUGGGGGCUGGCCUCACUUUGACAGACGCCAGGUUCAGCAAUGACAGUCCUGUCCUUCAUUUCCAAGGACUGGGUGUUGGAACUCUGUGUCCCUCUCUCCUGUCUCUCAUUACUCCCUCAAGCCAAGCCUUUCCCUUCUUUCCCUGGUCGCCUGGAGACCCUUUCAAGCCUGAAUGUGUUGGUGUGGCUGUGUUGGAGUGGAUGUUCACUCACUCAUGCUCAGAUUCCUUUCCCGCUUCCGUCCAUGGUUGUGACUGUUUUAGAUCCAAGACUUUCUGUAAAAAUGUACAAAUAAAAGUGGAAACUGAAAAUAAAGGGGAGGGAAUUGAGAUGAAACAAAUGCAUUGAUGUAGCCCUCAGUUUUUGGAGGACUUUAUGUAGAGACUGCCCUAAAAUCCUGACUCUGGUGGGAUUUGAAGGGAGGAAAGCCGUUGGCACAGAAGGUUUUUUGGGUUUUUUGUUUGUUUGUUUGUUUCUGGUUGUUUCUCUGACAGUCACUAGUGUCUGCUUGGGACCCUCUGUUCUAAAGCUUUUUGCCUUUAAAGUAAAAUCUAUUUUCCAGAAAGUAAAGAGCAAGUCAUCUAAGUCUGAAGGGUGGAGGUCAUCACAAAGGUCAACACAAAGACCUGAUCCUGGGUUUGCAUUUGUAGCUUUGUCACUGGCUGACUCGGCGCCUCAGGCGAGUCUCAUUACCUCACUGUCUCUGUGUCCUCUCAACCAAACCAGGACCAGAGAGCUCCUGGGGCACCAAGUCUCCUUGGCCAUUCUGCUGCUAUUCUCAAAGGCUUCGAGCCCAUGUGGGUGUGUGCUUCCCGCAUGAAGGUACAUUUGGAGAGUUUUCCUCCCUGUUACUCUUACCCCCCCCUCACUCCUCAGAAAGUAACCUCAAACUAACAGCCAGUUUGUGCUCCAGUCCAAAGCCUUCAAUCUACCUUUUUGUUCUCAGAUGCCUUUUCCCGCCCACUUUGCCAAUCUCAUUUGACUGUCCUUACUGACUGAAUUUUGGUACGAGAAGCAUAUCAGAGGAGACGGUGCCUAUAAUGGCUUUGUAAUCUCUGACUCACUAUACAGACAUGGCUUGUGAUGUCAAAAGCGGGGAGGCUGGCUGUGGGAUGCCGCCAAAUCACACUGAAGAAAGUACUGCUGCAGGGUGGGGUAAGGGCAGUGGGCGGCACAUGGGAGUUGGCCGUGAAGGGAAGAUAAAAAUUUUGGAAGGGAAAAUGGCAGAAUCCCCAGAGUAUCCUCAGCAUGGCAAUGGAGAAGGAUCCCUCAAAGACAGGGCACCAUGAAGUAAGGGGAAGUAGGAAAGAAGGGUGGGGAAUGGGUAACCCUAUAGCACAAGGAACUGCCUCCCCUAAGACUGAGAAGAUGAGGUGCUUAGGGGGAUGGAGGGGUUCUGCCAAGCUUAACUUAACCCUCCAUCCAUGGCACCUUCAAUCCAAACCUUCCUCCUUUCCGACUGUCCAUAGUGAUCAUCACUCAUCAUCACUCUGGGACUGGCUUCAGGAAGGCAAUUUAGACCAGUGCUGUCCAACCAGUGUAAGCCACAUAGGCUAUUUUAAAUAUCCUAUUAACCCCAUUUUAAAAAGUCUAAACAAACAGGUAAAAUUAAUUUUAACACAUUUCAACCCAACAUAUCAAAACUAUUAACACGAUAUAAAAAAAUUACUGAAAUAUUCUACCACCCUUGUCUUUCAAUGAAGUCUUUGAAAUCCAACGUGAAUUUUAUUCUCAGAAAAUAUCUCAGUUCUGACCAUCCACGUUUCCAGUGCUCAACAGCCACACGUGGCAUAUGGCUACCAUAUAGGACAGCAAAGAUUUAGGCUCUUUGUUAAGAGACUAAAGGGACCCCCUCCCCCAUGAGUCACUCAGAUCUCCCAGCUGACAGAAGCCAGAGGUUGGCGUUGGCCCUGAGUAGAGAGCACAGCAGUGAUGGCCAAGCUGCCAUGGUGGCCCCUGAAAUUCUGCUUCACCCGCUUAAUCAGAGGAGAGGAUUACUGCUUGUCAAAUACAUGUCACAUCUACUCCACGGGGUAUCAGUGCUGCCCCUGUGCAUGGUGCCAAUGACCUGUCAAAGUUCUUGAGGCCAGAGAAGUUCACUUUCUUCAGCUACCCGAGCAUCAACUUAUCCCUUAUCCACAUGCCCUUUAUCUUACAGUGGAGAUGGGGCCAGACAAGCCGCCUCCUCUUGGUCAAGAAUAAUGGUCUCUACACCAUUUUGUCAUCUAGUCCAGUCACCUGCUAAUAACAUCUCACUGAUAUCUGGCGCUGUUUUUUUUUUUUUCAAUCCCUUCUUUUCCUUACAUUUGUAAAUUAAUGUCAAAUGCUAAAAGGGGAUGUGCUAGAGAGAGUAGUGACCACGGAUAGGCAAGACUGGGUUUUCUAGGAGGUGACAGGUUCUGUCCUUUGCACUGGGACUCCACCAUCGCCUCCCUGUCCUUCCUGACUAGAGACCUUCCUUAGAAGUGAAGAAACCUCUUUUGUUUGGGGUGGAGGUGGUUGGGGAGGAAGAUAAGUUGCAAGAUCUUAGCAUAGAGAACAGAAUCAAAUGCAUGCCAGCGACCCCUGGGCAUUCUCAAAGCAUUUCAAAGAGCCAGUAUGACAAGGAUUAACUCAUUUAAAAUACAACAUUCUGAGCCCUUUGUUACCAAGCGAAAGAAAAUAAGCUGAUUUGGUGAGUAUGUUUUAUAUAUGGUCAUUAGAUAGGGACCAUAGCCGGCAAGACUCUCAAACCCCUUGAGAGUGUUUGUGGUCCCCCAGAUUAUUGCUUGGUCAAUAUAAAUUUAUAUAAAUUUACCUUUAAUUUGCAUAGUGCUUUCUGAUUGGUUAGACAAGGAGUGGUGUGUACUGCAGGAUUCCAACACCACCUCUGCCCUAGGAGGUAGCCAUUCCUGCGGUUAUUGGUGCUAAAAUAAGAUUAAAUAUUAUGUUAAUUUGUUCUGAUACGAUGUGAAUAAAUGUGUUGUUUAAUCUUAACAAGAAUGCAACAUCUUAUCAGAUCUAUUGUACUGUCUGUUCCUUCUCAUAAUGAAUUAAUUACAGGAAAGGUGAUCCAAACCAGAUCUUGAAACCAUUGUGCUAUCCAGAGAGGUGAAUUUAACAGGGAAGUGGGAGGGGGGAUGAAAAGGGAAAUUGCCAGGUUCCUGUGACUUUGCAAGGACUGAGGAAGCAGAGAGCAUUUGGGGACCUCAUGGACACUGACUGCAUCUUGCAAUUUUCUUUUUCGAAUUGGCAGAAAUCUCGUAUUUCCAUCGAUUGAAGAAAAAAAAGUGUCUGGUAAUUAAAUGACUUGUUCAUGGAAAAAAAAUAAAAAUAAAUAACCUGUCAGUUGUGGAAUGUAAACUGAUUAAACAAUUAAAUAAAGAAGAUCAUGUUGUGUGUUUUAA